Molecule: messenger RNA, 2439 nt
Organism: Owenia fusiformis
Lineage: Eukaryota; Metazoa; Annelida; Polychaeta; Sabellida; Oweniidae
Source: the annotation of a GenBank genome assembly
UUGUAUCUCUUUACAAGUGUUUUAUAUAUCAUAAAACAGUUUUGGAAUUCUCAAAACAUAUGCCAGGACUUACUAGUAAUGCCAGGACAAACCAGGGCAUUUGGAUCUAUAAUUCCAAAUGUAGAAUAUAGCAUAUAAACCAUCAGUCAACAUUCAUUUUGCGAUCACCUGCACAGCUGAAACUGCCACUAUAGUUAUUUUACUAUAGAAUUACUGAACCUGUGAAAGCAUUCAUUAUAACCUAAAAUUUAUUGAAGUUUAAAGUCAGGCAAUUUAUUGAAAAUAACCUCGUAAAAUAGCUGAAACUGUAUGAUGCAUUUCGGGUGAAUCAAAAACAGGCCUUCAGUAUUAUUACUGCAACAUCAGGAGCUCAACAUGGGUGGAUCCAACUCUAAGCAAUUCGAUAAUAUCGAUGGAGGCGAAGAGCAUAUUGAAUCAAGGAAUGGUGAUAAACAAUCCUCAUCUUACAAUAUUCCUCAGUUGGAGCGUGAAUAUGCUGAGAAGUUGCAAGAACUUAAAAAGAAAAACUAUGACUAUGAGAAUCUUGUCUUGGAAGGAGGGGGUACUAAAGGUCUGGCCUACUGUGGUACAAUAACUCUUCUAGAGGAUUUGGGUAUCACUAAGAACUUAAAGAGAUUUGCUGGAGCAAGUGCCGGUGCUAUGUUGGCAACUCUCUUAGCUGUUGGAUUCUCAGCUUCGGAGUUGGAGGUCAUCGUUAGGAGGGACAUGAAAAAUAUGGACUUUUUUCAAGAUGCGUCACUCGGGAAAUUCUCCUUACCCUGGAACCUUAUCAACCACCAAGGCUGGCAUCCUUGCAAAAAAGUUGAGAACCAAUUUGAAGUUUACAUCAAUGAAAAACUUGGGAAUGGCAAGCUUACAUUUUCAGAACUGUAUCAAAAGACGGGGAAAGAGUUGUGCAUUAUUGUAACGAAUUUGACCACAAUGAGCGUGGAAUAUUUCCAUCCAAAAACAACACCUAAUGUAUCUAUAGCUCUCGCCGUUAGAAUGUCUAUUGCAUUACCUGCUUUCGUUCAACCAACAGUGGUGAAAAAGCGUGGUUUGAAUCAUUGUUACAUAGAUGGUGGAGUACUCUGCAACUACCCGAUACACUGCUUUGAUGGUUGGUACCUAUCAAUGGAUCCAAAGGACAGUUUCUUCAGGAAACUUGAAGAUAUGUCUAGCACAAACAGAGAAGACACAUUUGGGGGAAACAAUGAAAAAACACUUGGACUUAUCUUGUAUUCUGGUGAUGAAUCUGAAUUCAUGAAGCAAGACCUUGAAGAAAGGUCUAUUCCCAUUACACGCCCAAACACUGAACUUUCCAGAAAGAAUGGCAAAAUCAUUGAUGCUUAUAAAGCGAGAGAGCAAGAAAGAAUCAACAUCUUUGAAGCUGCUAAGAAUUUCUGGAUGGUCCUACGAAGCAAAGAUGUGGAUAGUAGUAACACAUUCAACAUCAGAGAGCUACAUGAAGCUUUAGAGGACAGUGCCUUCAAGGUACGUCAUGCCAAGGCUCUCUUUGGUGACACCCCUCUGAAGACCAUAUUUCAAGAAAUGGAUACUGAUGGAAAUGGAGAGGUAACAUUCGGUGAAUUUAUUGCAUAUAUGGAGAAGAAAAGCGUGGAUUUCAUGUGCUACAUGCAUAAUAUGUCAGUCCAGGAUGGCACUGACACAAUUGGUGGAUAUCUCUCCGCCUUUCAGGCUAUGAUUGAAAUGAACUUGAAACAGCUAUAUAUGAAGAAUACUGAUGUGAAGAGGACAAUAGGAAUAAACACAGACUAUAUAAAAACAACAGAUGUUAUGAUUGGACUAGAUGUAAAAGAUCAAGACUUCCUUGUUGCAUGUGGCAAAGCUUCUGCCUUACAAUUCUUUACAAUGAAGAACAAAUGUUAAACAAUGUUUACCAAUUCUUAACAAUAGAGAACAAAUGUUAGACAAUGGUGACCAAUUCUUAAGAAUGGAGAACAAACGUUGAACAAUGAUGACCAAUUCUUAACGAUGGAGAAUAAAUGUUGAACAGUGUUAACAAUUUUAUGACAAUGGAGAACAAAAGUUGAACAGUGAUGAUCAAUUCUUAACAAUGGAAAAAUAAAUGUUGAGUAAUGUUGACAACUUAAUAACAAUGAAGACAAAAUGUUGAACAAUGUUUUAUCACAUGGUUAGGAGUUUCUAAGCAUUUUGAUUGGUCAAUUGUGACAACGUAUAUACCGUAUCACAUGACACGUGACUAAAUUUUAUGUGAUACGGUGGGUUGUAUUACUACGGAGUCAAUAGUAACGAUAUGACGUCACUGGUUAUGUCACUUCGUAGCUAAAGAAAACAAUAUGCCGUCAUAUUAUUUCACUAACAAGCACGAAUACAACAGUAUGACAUCAUAUUAUUUCAAAGCAAACUUUCAAUACACACAGAAUUAUAAUAGUCACCGGGAGUACAGAGUACCGA